AUAAACAUAUAGUGUAACUUAAAAAAUGUUAAACUUUUAUCAUUUGUCAACUUUUAAUCUUCCGAUCAUCUUUACAAAUUGUAUUGUGUAAAUUUUAGUUAAAUUUUGAUUGAAUACUGUUGGAGUUUUAACAUUCUCGUCGAUUCCAUUGACGGCGGUGAAAGCCUUGUCAAUAGCCAGUCGGAGGAGAGUAAGAAAGCUGCUAUUAAGUUGGCGUCAUUAAUGGCAGUGGCACAUGAUGGGCACUGCUACCAUUCUCUUCGUUUUCUCCAUCUUUUCUUCAUUGAAAUUACUGUUUCUCAUUUUGCCUUGUAUUACUUGCAUUCAAAAGAAUUAUGGCUGCAAUACUGGAAACCUUUCUUUCCCCGUUCAUUGAAAUCUGUAAGGACCCUUUUGUACACUAUGUUCUUCUCCCCAUCAAACGACGUAUCAGUUAUCCCUUCACCUUCAAGACCAAGGUUCGGAGCCUUCAUGAUUUGACUGCCAAAUUGAAGGACAAAAGAGACAGGUUGCAGGACUCCGUUGGCGACGCUGAAAGAAAUGGGGAAGUUGUCUACGAGAAUGUUCGAAACUGGCUGUCCCAUUCAGGAACAGCCAUUCAAGAGGCCCAGGUGCUCGUUAAUGCCGAACAUGAAGCAGCCAGGAUGAGAUGUUUCGCCGGAUUGUGUCCCAGUUUGAAGACUCGGUACCAGCUGAGCAAGAAAGCUGAGGAGAAAGCUUCCGCAAUUGAUCAGCUGGAUCAGCAGGAAGCGGGUCUUCAUCCAAUUUCCCACCGUCCCCGACGUCAGCAGCAUGUGGAUCCAUCUGUUUUUACCCUUGAAGCACUUGAAUCAAGGCUGUCCAUUCUGAAGCAAGUUAUGGAGGCUCUUAAGGAUCCUAAUCUCAACAGGGUUGGAGUGUGGGGAAUGGGCGGUGUGGGGAAAUCCACACUAGCAAAGGAGGUCCAUGGUCUCGCUUUGACAGAGAAGCUGUUCGAUGAUGUGGUUUUCGUUGCCGUAUCUGAAAAACCUGAACUUGGAGAAAUUCAAAAAAUAAUUGCUGGUGUCUUAGGUGUGAACUUCGACGUGGAGGAUAGACUUGUCCGUGCAAGUCAUCUGUUUGAGAGGAUCAAAGAUAAGAAGGUUCUUAUAAUUCUAGAUAAUAUCUGGAAGAAAAUUGAUUUACAUCAAAUAGGAUUACCGACCGGAGCUGAUGGCAAAGAGUGCAAAAUUUUGCUGACUUCAAGAGAGAAACGUGUAUUAGUAAAUGAGAUGGAUGCAGAAAAAGAAUUCAUGCUUCAAGUUCUAACUCAUGAAGAGGCUUGCAGUAUGUUUGCAAAGGUUGUGACUCAUGCUAAGGAUCUAGAAUUUGUUACUAUUGCCAUUGAAGUUGUCAAAAAAUGUGCAGGAAUGCCGCUUCUGAUUCAACUUGUUGCGGGGGACUUGCGGAAUAGUAAGGAGUUAGGAAUCUGGGAGGAGAAGUUGCAGCAACUAUCCGACUUUAAGGAUGAAGAAAUAGACUUGAAAGUGCACCAGUCCUUAAAGUCGAGCUACAAGAAACUGAUUGGUGAUGAAAUCAAAUCAUUUUUCUUGCUUUGUGCGCUGUGUGGUCAAUCCAACAUUCAAACAGAGUACUUGUUGAGAUGCAGUAUGGGUCUCGGUUUAUUUAAAGAGAGACCUACUGUCAAGGAUGCAAGGAAAAGAGUGUACAAGCUGAUCAACGACCUUCAAGAUUGUUGCUUGUUAAUGAAAGGUGACAUGUAUGGGUAUGUCAAAUUGCACGACAUCGUUCGAGAUGCUGCUCUCUCUAUUGCAUGCGGAGAGAAACAUGCAUUUACUUGUCGAAGUGGUGCUACAUUGACGGAAUUGCCGGAUAAGGAUUGCGCUAAAAUUUCUUUGCCCUUCUGUGAUUUCCAAGAAUUUUCUGGAUCUGAUUCGGAAAUUUUGAAGUUUGAAUGCCCAAAUGCAGAGCUGUUGCUGCUCCUUACUGAAGAUAUUUCUUUGAAAGUCUCUAAUUCAUUUUUCGAAGGAGUUACGAAACUCAAAGUGUUGGAUUUUACAGGAAUGCAUUUUGAUUGCCUUCCUUCAUCCAUCAAUUUCUUAACAAACAUGCAAACCUUGUGUUUACACCGUUGCCAUUUAGAUAAUUUAUCUAUCAUUGGAGAGCUUAGGCAACUAAAGAUCUUGAGUCUUGUUGACGCCUAUAUAGUAGAGCUGCCCAAGGAAAUAGAACAAUUAACUCGGCUCAAGAUUCUAGAUUUGAGCAAUUGCUCGAAACUGAAAGUUAUUCAUGCUUAUGUCUUAUCAAAGUUGACCAUGUUAGAAGAAUUGUAUUUGGGCAACGGCUUUAAAGAGUGGGAGGCCGAAGGUAACGCAAGCCUUCAAGAGUUGGAGCAUUUGUCUCGCCUGACAGUUCUGGAAAUGCAAGUUCUAGAUCACAAGAUGAUACCAAAGUCUCUCUUCUUUAGUUUUAAAGUGUUGGAAAACUACAGAAUAGUUAUAGGAGAUGUACGGAACUCGAGAAUGAAUGAACAAUCCGAAAGAACGCUGGAGCUCAAGUUCAAAACAAACAUUCAUUUUGAGCCCGGGGUACUAAAGUUGUUGAAGGAAGCUGAUGAUCUAUAUUUAGAUGAAGUGGGAGGAACUGAGAAUGUGUUGUAUGACCUUGAUGGGGAUGGCUUCCGGCAAUUGAAGUAUCUUCAUGUCCGGAAUGUUCCUGUGAUUCAACAUUUUGUCGAUUCAACAAAGCUGUCUUCAUGUCCGGCAUUUCCCAAUCUACAGUCAUUGUUUCUGAAUAAUCUGAUGAGCUUGGAGAACCUUUGUAAUGGUCGGCCAACAGCAGGGUCUUUCAGCAAAAUGAAAAUUUUAGAAGUUAGAGAUUGUAAGAGAUUAACAACUCUGUUUUUGUUAUCUUGCAGUAAGCAGGAAGAAAUUGUUAAUUUUGAGUUGACCCAGCUACGCUCCUUGACACUAAACGAUCUACCACGGCUCAGAAGCUUUUGCAACAAACAGUUAUCAGUUGAUGAUCCAGCAUUUCAGGAAGGUGUAUCAUCAGAGGCUGAGCCAUUGACACUUUUCAACAGACUGGUUUCUCUUCCUAACUUGGAGAAUCUUACUAUAACAUCAGUUUGUUGCAAAAAGAUAUGGCAAGACCACCUCUCCAUCACAUCUUCAAAUUUAACAACCUUGAUUGUUCAGAAGUGCCAGAAUUUGCAACAUUUAUUUACAACUUCAAUGGUUAAAAGUCUUUCACAGCUCAAACAAAUCGACAUACGAGAUUGUAAGCUCAUUGAAGAGAUAAUUGUCACAGAGGACUCUGUAGAUGAUGAAGAGGAGACGGCAAAGAUAUGUUUCCCUAAAUUGGAAAUCUUGAUGCUUGGAGAUCUUCGGAAGUUAAGGAGAUUCUGCACUGGGCAUCCAACUGACUUUCAGUCUCUUAAAGAAUUGUAUAUUUUCAACUGCACUGCUUUCACUACCUUCAUUGCCGGUACCCAACAAAUCAACUCAGAGGCAGACAAAUUCUCAAAAAAGAAGAAGAAGAAGAACUCUCUCUUUAAUGGAAUGGUUAUGUUUCCUAAGUUAGAGGUAUUGCAUCUUGAAUCCAUGGGUAACUUGGCAAACAUAUGGCACAGUCAGCUCAUGCCUAAUUCCUUCUCCAAGUUAAAAGCCUUGAAAAUUCGUCAUUGUCCAAGUCUAUUAAUGGUUUUUCCACCUGACGACUUGCCCCGAUUCCAUACACUGGAGGAGUUGAGGAUUGGGUAUUGUGAUUCACUGCAAGAAAUAUUUAAAUUCCAAGAGUCGAAUGCUGAAGAAGACACAGACGUUGUGGGAGAAUUUAAGCUGAGAGAAUUGCAAAUUACCGGCCUUGACAAACUGAAGAACAUAUGGAAUAAGGAUCCACCAACAGUUUUUACUUUUCAAGAACUACAUUCUGUGGCAAUUUAUGGCUGUGACGCGCUGAAAAAUAUCUUUCCAACGUCCAUAGCCACGUGCCUUUCUCAGCUUCAAAGUUUAUCAAUAGAAAGAUGCGGAGUAGAGGAAAUCGCAGCGAAAAGUGAAAGCGCAGGAUCAGACCUUUAUUUUAAGUUUCCUCAACUCACUUCUUUUAUACUUGAUCAGCUUCCGGAAUUAAAGAGUUUCUAUUCGGGGAGGCAUAGUGCCGAGUGGCCAAAGUUGAAAUAUUUGAGGUUAAUUGAAUGUGACAGCGCAAUCAUGUUUGGUUCAGAAGAAGAAGCACAUAGAGGAGGCAGCCAACGCAAUGUCUCUUUUCAACCCUUUUUUAUGUUUGAAAAGCUCAAUCAGAACUUGGAGCAAUUGACACUACACCACAAGGAUUUGCUGAGAAUACAGAUUGGUCAAUAUCCUGCCAACUGCUUUUCCAAAUUACAAGUACUUCGACUGCAAUCCUUAAGUCCCGAAUCAAGCAUCAUUCUGUUUGGUUUCCUCAAAACACUACACAGUCUGGAGGAACUUGUUGUUGACAAAGGUUCUUUAGAAGAGCUAUUCUCAGAUGAGGAUGCAGUUUAUGUUCCGCUAAAACAUUUGUUCAUAAUUAAUGCCCGUAAAUUAAAGCAUAUAUGGAAGCAAGACGCCAGAUUGAAACCAGUUACUCAAUACCUUGAGACUCUCACAAUUGAGAGUUGUGUUAGUUUAAGCAAAAUAGUGCAAUCAGCAUCAUCCUUCCGAAAUUUGGUGACUCUAAAAGUAAGUCUAUGUAGGAAGUUGGAAAGCUUGUUUACUAUGUCGACAACAAAAACUAUGGUAAACCUCACCGAAAUGAGCCUAGAUAACUGUGGUAUGAUGACUGAAGUGGUGGAAAACGAUGGAGAUGAGACACAGGAUGAGGUGGUUUUUAGCAAAUUGAAAAGUUUGCAAUUUCAAAGCUUACCUAGUCUCACCAGCUUUACCCCAGGGAAUCAAGCCUUUAGUUUCCCAUUGUUAGAAGAAGUAUUAGUUUACAAAUGCCCUCAGAUGGAGAUUUUCUCUACCGGAGUCUUGAGCACACCAAAGCUACGAUCAGUCAGAAAGUCUAAAAAUUCACAGGGUAAUCACUAUUGGGAGGGAAACCUUAACGCCACCAUCUCAUAUCUGUUUGUGGAGCGUCUCCUACCACAAGGGGUCGAAAAACGUAUCAAGGUGUCCGAGUUUCCGGCUCUAAAAGAGCAUUGGCAUGACAAGCACCUGUGGCGGCGCUUCCUCGAUGUAGAAUCUCUGACAGUGGAUGGGUGUGCAUCAUUGGCAAAAGCUCUAUCAGCCAAUCUGCUGCACUCAUUGAACAAGCUAACAACAUUGGAAGUAAGAGAGUGUGGAUCAAUAGAAGAAGUAUUCGACUUGGAAGGAAUGUCUAUAGUAAGAGCUGGGUUGCUGCCUCGAUUACGUGAAUUGCGCUUAAGCGACCUACCUAUGUUGAGAAGUUUAUGGAACGAGGAUCCUACAAAAAUUUUGAACUUGAGGAACCUUACAGUGAUCAAAGUGGAAAACUGUAACAGCUUGAAGUAUGCAUUUACUCAGACUGUGUCCUUGUUUCUUGUUAAACUCCAAGAGGUACAUCUGAAAAGUUGUCUCAUGAUGGAAGGAAUAAUCGAAAUGGAGGAACAAGUAGUGUCUGAGAUCAUUUGUCCUUCAUUGACGAAGAUUAGCAUACAUGACUGUCCAAAUCUGAAGAUAGAUUUUGGAAGGAAGAUAAGGCUGGGAAAGGAAGAGCUUGAUAUCGAAAAAAAUGCACCUGUUGACCGCCUUAAGGUACUUCCCAAUUUGGAAGAGUUGUCAUUAGACAGCAACUCCACCAGUAAUAUAGUAGACUGUGAAUUUAUUUCCAAAGUAAAAAUUGUGGAGCUGAUUUCUGUUUCAAGAAAAUCAUGUUUGUGUCUGAUUGAUUUUCUUCGAAGAUUGCCUAAUCUGGAAAAGCUUGCUGUCGGUAGUUCAUCUCUCGAAGAGUUAUUCUUUUUGGAAGGACAUGAUGGUGCCGUAAUUCUCCCACGAAUAAGUUACCAUCAUUAUGCUGCUUUCGAAAAUCUAACAACUCUAGAAGUACGAGAUUUGGAUAAAUUGAUGAGCCUCGUACCGCUACCCGUGGCCAAAAGUAUGGUGCAACUUGUGAGAUUGAGAGUAGAAUCUUGUGAUAUGAUGAUGGAAAUAGUGGAAAGUGAAGAAGACAAGACAACAGAUGAGAUUGUUUUCAGUAAAUUAAGAAACAUAGAACUUGAAGAUUUACAUAGCCUGAGUAGCUUCUGUCCUGGCAGUUACAACUUUAAUUUUCCAUCUCUGGAAAAAGUGAUUGUAUUAGGUUGCCCCAAUAUGAGGAUUUUCUGUCCAGGAGUCUUGAGAACGCCAAAGCUGCAUUGUGUCAAAUUCCCAAAUUGUAAAUUCAAAUGUGAAAAUUAUGGCGAUCUCAAUGCCACAAUUCAGGCAUCACACUUGCAAUUGGUUGGAUUUCAUGGACUCAAGGAGUUGAAACUCUCUAAAUUUCCCAUCUUAAAAGAGAACUGGCACGGUCCAUCUCCGUGCAAGCACUUGAAUAAAAUAGAAAAGUUGGUGGUAGAUGAAUGUGCAUCCUUCUCAAGUGCUUUAUCACUAAAUCAUAUGCGGCAUUUGAAAUGGUUGCGAGAGCUGGUUGUAGAGAAGUGCACUUCAGUAGAACAAGUAUUUGAUAAUUCUAAUGAAUGGGGUAUUAUGGGAUGUCUACAGGAACUGCAUUUGAUUGAUUUGCCUAGGUUGAGGCAUGUGUGGAACAAGGAUAAUUUGAGCUUAAAAGAGCUAAGAGUGUUGAAAGUCCAAAACUGCAGCAAAUUGACCCAUAUAUUUACAGUGUCCAUAGCUCUCUCUCUUGAAAACCUCUGGUAUUUGGAAGUAAAGAGAAGUUCUUUGGUGGAACAUAUCAUAACAACAGGAGACGAGGAACUAACUCUGGAAGAUAAGAUUAUAUUUCCUUCAUUAGAGACCAUCUCUCUCGAGUGUUUGCCAAGUUUGUUAAGUUUUUACUCUGCAAAUCAAGUUCUCGAGUGCCCAUCCUUGACAUACAUUGAUGUAACUGACUGUCCAAAUAUGAAUUUGUUUUCUUCAACAUUUUCAACUCAGCAAGAAUCAAGCAUAGUUGUUGAAGCAGACCGUGGAACACUUGGCAUGGAUAUUCUAUUUCCACCUAUUUUUGGUGGCAAGGUUGCAUUCCCAAACUUAGAAGAACUGAGAGUAGAAUGGAACGCAGUGAAAGAUAUAUGGUCUGGAAGAUUUGGAAUCCCAUUCUUGGGCAGACUAAAAGCCAUUCAGCUUACUUGUUUUCCUGGCGAACAACCAGUUUUGCUAUUUAACUUCCUUCAUACUCUCCGAGUUCUGGAGAUGCUUAUUCUUACAGAUGCUUCUUUGGAAGAAAUAACCAUUGGUGAAGUGGAAGCUGGCCACCAAAUUCUUGCACACUUAAGAUGGCUAAAGCUGUGGAAGCUGCCAAAUCUUAAGCACCUGAUAGAGCAAGAUUCGCGACUAGCCCUGGUUAUUGAACAUCUGGAAGUGCUUAAAGUAGUGGAAUGUGGUAGAUUGGAAGUUUUAAUUUCAUCCUCGGUAUCUUUUCAAUAUCUAACAGCUCUUGAAGUAUCAAAAUGUCAUGGUUUAAUAAAUCUGAUGACUCCGGCAACUGCAAGAAGUCUUGUGCAACUUGAAAGAAUGGUUAUAAAUGAAUGUGAAAUGAUACAAGAAAUAAUUUCUAGCGAAGCAGAUGGAGUAGAAGAUGAGAUCCAUUUGAGUCGGCUAAAAUAUUUUGAACUCAACAGUCUGCCACGCCUCACAAGCUUUUGCUCUGGUAGAUUUAACUUCAAUGUCUCAUCUUUAGAUGAAGUAAUCAUUAGAGAAUGUCCCAAAAUGGAGACAUUUGCUCAAGGAGUUGUAACUACAUCAAAAUUAUGGCGAGUUCAAACAGGAGAGUACGAAUAUGAAUGGGAAUGGGAGGGCAGCCUAAAUGACACCAUUCGAGCAUUGUCUAUGGAAAUGUUUAUUAGCUGAAAAAAGAAACUGGGAGGAAUAAGUUACUUUCAGAUGGUGAGGAACUAAGAAUAGUGAUAUCAAACCUCUAAAUCUUUCAAUAUAUACUCAACGGUUUUAGCAUGUUUAUCAAUUGAGAGAUGAGGCCAAAACACCACUGCUGCGGAGAUCUGGAAGAUUUUUACAGCUGAUCCCAUGUACAAUUCCUAUUGAUGCUUUCAUUUUGUACAUGCCAUUUCUGAUUAUCCUAUGUACCAGCCUGAUGGAGAUGUGGGUGAAACAAAAUCAAUGUAUUAGGAAGUGGUACUCGGCGGUGAUGUUUGGGACCUUCUUGAUGAAUCAAUGAUAUAUAUGGGCAAUCCUAUGCAAUACUAUGAAUGAAGGGUGAAAUUUGUUCGGGUAAUUGUUUACGCCUUUAGUAAAUAGAUGCAUGUUUCAUGCAGAUUGUUUGAUUUGAUAAUCUGGUAGCUCUUCUUUGGGAACACAAAAUACAUCGGGGUUUAUGCAUGACAAGGUGUUCUUCUCUCGAGACCUCCUGGAACGGGAAAGACCCUUUUUGCGUGGACACUUGCAAAGGAAAGUCGAUUGCCGUUUGUUUUUGCUUAUGGGGCAGAGUUUACGGAUAGUGAAAAAAGCAGUGCAGCAAGGAUAAAUGAAAUGUUUUCCAUUGCUAGAAUUAUGUAAGUGAUCACCAUUUUAAUUUGCAAGUGUAAUGAGUAUCUAUGGUUUUUUUUCUAAAAUUUCUCAAGGCUAAUGGCCAUAUAUCUUUCUUCUUUUGUUAUUUUAUAAUUUAUCCUACAAAUGCUGUUAAAUGAUCAGCUGUACUUCUUAUCUAGAAAGGUACAGAUGUAUGGCCAUUAGCUUUACUUCUUAUGACCGGAAUUGUCAUGACCGGUUUUGACCGGAUUACUAACUAGCUUUGUAUUCUUUUUUAUGGUUAGCGUAUAGGUUGAUUCUUUCACCUGUAAGCGUAAUUGCUAAAUUACGUAAAUCUCUUGUGCUAUCUGUUUAUUUUGCUGUA
Mercurialis annua (annual mercury) is the source of this 8970-nucleotide messenger RNA. RefSeq lists its product as uncharacterized. The coding region runs from base 336 to 7970 and encodes 2544 amino acids. The transcript is spliced from 10 exons. Gene Ontology annotation, molecular function: ADP binding; ATP hydrolysis activity. The record is from RefSeq and is a predicted model, not a curated record. NCBI's taxonomy places the organism in Eukaryota, Viridiplantae, Streptophyta, Magnoliopsida, Malpighiales, Euphorbiaceae.